Molecule: messenger RNA, 1424 nt
Organism: Mytilus californianus (California mussel)
Lineage: Eukaryota; Metazoa; Mollusca; Bivalvia; Mytilida; Mytilidae
Product: zinc finger protein 182-like
Exons: 2
Coding region: 256-1233 (325 amino acids)
Biological process (GO): regulation of transcription by RNA polymerase II
Cellular component (GO): nucleus
Molecular function (GO): RNA polymerase II transcription regulatory region sequence-specific DNA binding; DNA-binding transcription factor activity, RNA polymerase II-specific
Source: RefSeq, a predicted model, not a curated record
CAUUUGUAAAAUUUUCAAUUUGUUGCCAAUGUUGGCUGAAAAAAUUUGAAAUAUUAUAAUUUUACCAAGAGAAGUGCAUAUGAGAACACAUACAGGAUAUACACCUUAUAAAUGUGAUGUUUGCUGUAAAAACAUUAGUCGUAGAAGUACUUUAAAGUCCCACAUGACAGUACAUACUGGUGAUGGACGAUUUCAAUGUAAAGUAUGUGAUAAGAAUUUAAAAACCGCCGUCCGCGACUUUUUUGAAAGAGCCACAUGGCAAUAUGUGUUAAAAAUUUUACUGCAUCAAAAAACAGACUGCAGGAGUAUUUGAGAAAACAAACCUGUGUUAAAACGGUUAAAUUUGAUGUAAAUAACAUAAUGACUAGUGUCAAUGAUUUCAGAAAUGAUUUAAACACUGACCAGGAACACAAAAGAACUAAUGUUGACAUUACUUUUGGCCAGCAAUUUAUAUGUGGUAUAUGUUAUAAAAGUUUUAGCCGAGAUAAACAUUUGUUAUUACACAUGAGAACACAUACUAGAGAUACACUGAUUAAUUGUGACAUCUGUUGUAAAGAAUUUAAUCAAAUGUUCAAUUUAAAGGUGCAUAUGAGAACACAUACUGGAUAUAAACCAUACAAAUGUGAUAUUUGCUGUAAAUGUUUUAACCAAAGACGCAACUUAAAUGACCACAUGAAAAUACAUACCGGUGAAGAACUUUUUCAAUGUAAAGUGUGUGGUAAAUCAUUUAUUGAAAGACGCCAUUUGAAGACGCACAUGCGAAAAUGUAACAUGUGUAAUAAAAGUUUUACUUUGCCAAAAACAAAAAGCAUACUACGAGAUUACUUGAAAAAACAUACUAGGAAUGGACCUGAUAAAUUUGAUGUCAAUAACAUAAUGGCAAAUGUCAGAAAUGACUUCAACACUGAUCAGGAACACACGAGGUCUAAUACUGGUAAUAAACAAUAUAUAUGUGGUGUGUGUUAUAAAAGUUUUUUUCAAGAUACAGAUCUACUACUACACAUGAGAAUACAUGUACCGAUUAGUGAUGAAUCUUAUAAAUGUGAGAUGUGUUCGGAACAGUUUAAUUCAAUAAGCAACUUAAAUAAUCACAUGCGAACUCAUAAAUAUCAAUUAAGUGAUGAAGGAUUUACUGCCUCUAAAAACAUUCUUCUAGUGUAUAUGGGACGAAAACGUAAUGGGGUGAUUAAACCUGAUAAACUUGAUGUACAUAAAGAAGUUGUCACAGAUUAAGCCAAAACAGCUCGAGGGACUGUGUUGAUGUACCUUAUAAUGCAACAUAAAAUAUGCACAGAUUCUUGAGGUGCCCCUGAGUGGGAGAACCCCAAAAUGACUACCAUGUAUUUUAAUUUUUUUUUUUUAAUAAAUGUUUAUUCAAAUUGUUUUACUUGGAAAAUAUCGGGUGAAAAACAAUAACGGGGACA